GUCCCAGGCCAGAGUGAUGCAGGAAAAUGGUGACAUCCUUCACCCAGACAGGUUUGGUCUCCUGCUUAGGAACGCCAAUGCCAUGGGGGACAUUCGGGAUUGUCCGGGAGCGUGUGGCAAGAAAGUGCAGAUCAGACGGACUCUGCUCAAUUAUCCAGAUGUUGUAAGCAUCGGGCUGGUGUGGGAUUCUGACCACCCAUCGGUGGAGACCACCACGGAAGUCGCUCGCAACAUCGGGACCAACAUCCUCAUGCAGGACGUGUUCCACUCCGUGAUGCAAGACCUACGCAGAAUGCCCAAGCUGCAGCUGGUGGGGCUGGUGUGCUACUACGGCAAACACUACUCCACAUUUGUGUUUCACAGCAAGCUGCAAGUCUGGAUCUAUUUUGACGACGCUACGGUCAGAGAGAUCGGCCCGCGCUGGGAACAUGUGGUGGACAAGUGCAGCAAGGGACGUUACCAGCCGCUGCUCCUGCUCUACGCAAACCCGAAGGCAGAUCCUGUCUCCGUGGAAACUGCACCCAAGAAGAGAGUUAUGGCCCCUGGUUAUGGGAUUCCAGGGGGGCCUGAGGAAGAAAGCAGCCUGGACCGUACCCACGAGAGUAUCUCCAGCCAACAGUCGCAGCACCGAUCCCGCACACCCAACCCAGAGCCGUCCCCCCCAGCGCUAGAUCAAGGGUACCCCCGGGCACGCUCAGUGACCCCCAGCACAGCCGAGUGGCGCGACGACUCGAGCACUUCCUCCACGUCGGGCGAGCACAGCAGGCAACCCAGCUUCCUCAUCGCCAUGUCGGGAAAACCUGACAACAAGGGAAAACAUCAGCCGCGGCUGGGAGGUCAGGCUGGGGGCGGGGCGGGGGUCCCAGGGCCCAUGAUGCCUGUGUCUCAGCAGCAGCCGCUCAGCGCUAAGCCUCAGCAUGCUCAGCCUGAUGGCCACGGAGACAACUACUCAGACUACACGCUGUCAACGAGUGACCAGUACCGGAGGCCCUCGCUAAACGGGUUCGAACCCAGCCAACUGCCACUCACACCCAACAUGAGAGGCUACCCAGAUGCCCAGAGGAAAGAAAGUUUCUCCAGAUCCCGGAAAGAUCCUGUGCGGGCAGAUGUAGUGAGGUAUCAAAUGGACCCUUCGCACCCUCAAGGGGUCGCUCCACCUGACUACAGGAGUCAAGGUUAUGCACCCCAAGAUCUGAACUCACCACCCCCUGCACUGCCACCCAAGGCUGGCGUGACACCAGCGUUCUACCAGCACGGCCUGAACGCAGGACACCCACUUCACAUCCGCCAGCGGGCUCUGUCUCAGGGCGGGGACGAGGCGUAUGGCUCAGACACUGGGCAAGACAUCCAGCCACAAAAACAACACACGAUUGUGAAGCCUGCGGCAGGUUCGAACUAUGACCACCCGGAUGGCUUGUCUCACUCACACACUCCCGUACAGUCUGGCCUAGCCACUCUCCCACGACGGAAGAAGGAAAUGUCAGUGGACUCGACAUCUGGACACAUGAAACAGGGGUCACUACACGAUGGUGCUGACAUCAACAGGUCGGGCUCAUUAAGCAGCUCUCAUUCCUUCCCUGAUCAGAGGCCUGGUUCAAAUCCCAAGUUUUAUGGAACAGAUGAAAGUAGGACUCCGGUCUCGAGCUCUGAACCCCGUGGCCUCCCCCCACCAGCUCCAGUCAAACAAGCAGUGCUAAGCUCAUCCAAGGAUGCAGCCUCGAAGAAAUCUACAGACGCAGACAAAAAGUCCAAGAAACUUAAAAAAGAAAUGAAGAAAGCGGAGAAAAAGAAAUCAAAAUCUGGAGAGACGCUGAAAUCUCCGUCAGAGCAGCCUGAUUCUGCCACCAGUGGUGGUCCCGUAGCGGGGAGUGAAGCCAUCCCACGGCGGGCUGAAGAGUUCCGCGAUGACAAAGUGAUGUAUAUCGACCGUCGGAUGGUGGAGAGUAUCCUCAAACACCAGGGCUUGCAGCGACAGCCGUCCACGCACAGUACAGCCAGCCACACCAGCGGCUCCAGCAUCGAGUCGGACAGUCUGAUGGGACGACUGCUGGCCUCUAAGCACAGCGAGGGAGGUGUGCCUACUGAUGUGUCAUUUGACAACGUGUCCAUCGGCUCGCACAAGGACUCGGGCUAUGGCAGCAGUGACCGUAACAGUUCCAGCUCUACGGGAAGUGGGACUGUCGACCCUUACACGCAGUACUUCAUCAGCAAGAGUAUGGUGGUGCCACGGAACCUCAACCCACAGUUUUUGGAGCGUCCACCUCACCAGCUGGUCAGUGACUUCACUGCCCCCAACCCUCAGGUCUACUCGGCCGCUGUUGCCUCGCAGGAGUCUUCUGGGAAGGAUUUGUCCGGACUUUCUAAAGAGGAAAUGAGCAGGCAUUUGUACGAGACACUCAUGAAACGGAAAGUGAUGCACCCCAUCAAAGAAAGCAGCCAAGAAGACAUCCUGAAGAUUCUGCCCCAAGACUUGACCCCCACCUCCAGCCCCGCCCGAGUGUCUUCACCGCUACCCUCGGCAGACCCGGCCACCAGGGAGGGGAGGCCACCACCCAUUCCGCCCAAAAAUUUUGCAGCCUUCCAAGUUUCGAAGUCGUCCCACCAUAAAGAACCAUCAAUUGACAGUUUGGAUAAAGAUGAAGUUGAGAACGACUAUUUCGUAUCUAUGUGUGAGAAGGCUGAUGAACUGAUGGACAACUGCAUCUUGGCUGAGACACAGGAAGACCUUCAUGCCGCUUUAUGCUACUGCGAUAGUGCGCUUGGCUGCCUGAAGGAGGCCAUGAAUCAGACAGAGAUUUCCAACAAGGCUCAAGUCUACGCUCAGAAGAAGCACAACUCUUGCCUACUCAAGUCUCGCAGUUUGUUCAAGCGAACCUCGGGUCAUGGUUCAUCUGAUGGCAGCAUUCACAGCGGCAAGCGGUCCAGCAUCACCAGCACAGACUCGGACAACAGCGACAAGCCCGUGCGCCGUGUCACCUCCAAGGACCGUCUGCUGGCCGCAGGGAGGACCCUGACAAGACCUGGACCUCAGCAACAGCAAGCAUCCUUGACCAGUCAACAAAUGCCAGCGUCUGGUGGUCAAGUGUCCACUGGUCGCCACCAGCAACAAGAGUCUAUGAGUGGUCACAGGAAAUCUCCAUUGGCCCAGCCGCUUGCGAUGUCUGCUCAGCAGAAAACCGGCCAGUGUGGACCGCAGCGGUACCCCUCCCCCUCCCCUGCAGUCUCCACACAGCCAAUGUCUGGUGUCCCUCAAAGACCCGGAGAAGCGCAACCAGCUUCCUCCCACAUGUCAAGGUCGGCGUCGGCCGAGGGGGAAGUUGUCCACGCUCGGUCGUCUAGCAACAGCUCUAUGAGGUCCUCAGCUUCCACCCCAUGCUCUCUGUCUCAGCCUCAGUCCACGACCCGGCCAGUGGCAAGUUCUGUUAGUAGUCAACCCCACCAUGUCCACAUGCCCCUCGACGCUUACGGAACUCUGCCCCGGAACAGGAAGCCGCGAAGGACAUCGGACCCAACUGGCAACUCGGAGGUGUACCAGAUGUACCUCAACAGGCAGAAAAACCUGCAGCUGACAGGAAGUAGCUCAGACAGUCGUGAAUCGGACAGCAGCAGUUGUGACGGGAACGGACAGAAGAAAACGAAUAACACAGAGAUACGAGAGAUGCUGGAGAGUGGCGUAGUCCAGAGACAGAAACAGCAAUUUGUGGGCGGUCAAACCCUGAGGCAGGACGGUGGGGAGCGAGGGCCGAAUGGGCAGCGAAACAGUCUAGACGGGCCGGGGAGUACCCCCAUGCACCGCUUCGAUGUCCACGCAGGCCAGUCUCAACAACCCUCUGACCAAAUGUCUCAGCCCGGGCUUGACCAGCGGUCAUCAGCCGGACCCAUGGGCCAGUCCCAGCCAGUGCACCGUGGCCCAGUGUACAACAAAGGUCAGCUGGUACCCGGAAGCGGGUCAAACACACCGGAAAAGUCAAAUCCCCCACGUAUGGCCGGUGGUCAUCACACACAAAUGACCCCCUCAAACCGACCAUUGUCAGCUCACUUGACCAACUCCCCUGCAGUCAAACCUUCCAACCUGUCUCAGCAAAACAAACAACACCCUUCUCCCAGUGGUCCGGUGUACCCACAGCAGCACCCCUCCAAGUCGGCCUACCCCCCCACAUACCCGUCAAAGCCUGCUCCGAACCCCAUGUCUGUCUCCGGCUACAGUCAGCCCUUGCCAGGUCACAGAGGCGUCGCAGCAUCUCACGCCAGCACGGGCUCAAACUCCAACCAUCAGGGUCCACAGGCCGGUGCACUUCCUGUUGGCCCUCGAGGUGGUCCCCACACUGCCUCACCCCCCAGCUACCAGCCUACAAAUCAGGUGCCAGGACCGCCCGGUGGGGGUUAUGGCGGACCGCCCAGCGGUGUGCAACAAGUAGACAACGGUGUUCAGAAUCUCAAUCUGGGAGCCUCGAGCCCUCAGAAAAAGACAAAUCUUGGGCGGACUCCUCCCCCACCCCCGCCGGUCCGCACCACCUCAAACCCUGACUUCAGGCAGCAGCUGCCCCCUCCACAUAUGCCUCAGCCGCAGCAAGGUCACAGUGCCAUGCAGCAAGGUCACAGCGCUGGUCAGUCGUACCAGCGGAAUCUUUCUCACGGCCCAGGUCCUGAGCUUGGUCCACGAGGGCAAAUGAAGGGACCGACUGUAGCUCGGGUAGAACCCAAUAGCCAUCUCGACCGAUCAGCUUCCCACUCUCAUUCUGUACCAUCUCGACCAGCCUCAUGUUUCGAGUCCCCUGCGCAGCCUGCCUCCCAUUAUGCCUACCAGCAGCGACCCCCGACCUUCGCCUCAGAUGCAGUGCCUGGGUCGCAGCUCAAACACGCCAGUAGCAGCACGGGACUCAACCAGUUGUCCCUCACUCCCAGACCGCUUGAGAGAUACUCCUCCCAGCCCGACUGUCAGAACUUGGUUGAUGUUAACUCCUACACCACCCAGACAGAUGUAGGCCUUUCCUCCCCCUCCUAUGCUACCAGCAUCCACUCCAGUAGUAACAAUAAUUGUCCACAAGACAAGAAUCCUGCCUCUGGUACAAAUGGGAGAUCGCUUCUGACUUCUAGCGUUGCACACACCCAAGGUCAGUCCCUGGCAGCGACCUCUAACCCCGCUACAGGUGGCACGGAAGCUGAAACGUUCAAACCCAACGUGAGGGCUCUGGCUUCUCGGUUUGACCGGAGUGUAGAAAAACCGCAGGUGAAGCCCAAGCCAGGCUCUGGUGUAACUCGAACCAGGAGCAAGUCGGAGUCUGGCAGCAAAAAACCCAAGUCUGUUCUCAAGAACAAGAAAGCGAAAUCUGGCAGCUCUCGCCCUCGGAAAUCCGUAACAUUUGCCGAAGACAUUUCUAGUUUAGCCGCAGGUUACGAGUCGGCUGCCGAGUUGACUUCUUUCAAGGGCGGUAACUCGAGCAGCGAGCGGGCAUACUACAGCGACGACGAGGAUCAGCUGAGUCACAAGCCAGUCUCGUUCUCGGACAAUGACCUCGACGAUGUAGAAGACAGCAGCAACAGCGACGAAGCUCCACUCUCCCGCGAGGAGCUCGCCUGCCAGUUGUGUCGCAAGAGGGAGAUGGAGCCCGGCAAAGCUUACUGCAGCAAGUGUUCAUUCUACAUGGGGAGGCUUGUUUCUUCAUAGUAGUCGACACUUUAUGGUUGCCGACUCUGUAUUUGUUUUUUUUUUGUUUUGUUUUG
Molecule: messenger RNA, 5724 nt
Organism: Aplysia californica (California sea hare)
Lineage: Eukaryota; Metazoa; Mollusca; Gastropoda; Aplysiida; Aplysiidae
Product: serine/arginine repetitive matrix protein 2
Biological process (GO): protein deubiquitination
Molecular function (GO): cysteine-type deubiquitinase activity
Source: RefSeq, a predicted model, not a curated record